AUGUUUGCGGAGCAAUCAACUCAUCGCAAUUCUAGUGAACACUCAUCUAGAAGAUCCAGCGAAUAUUCACUUAGUUCCCAGAUUAAAGUCCAGGUCGAUGAAAAGAAAAUGGCAAAAGGUGCAUUAUACAAAAUGGCCUUUGGUAGUUGCAGGAAUUUGCUUGCUGUCAUCCCAUCUUUUAUUAGUGGUGGUGGUACUAUUUUAACCUUCUUUAUGUUCGGUAAAAUUCUUAAUCUAAUCUCAUCUUAUUCCUUGGCUCCAGAUCCGAAGUUAUACGACCAAUGUCUCAAGUAUAUUUACGGCAUGAUUGGUAUAUCUUGUGGUUUAGCAAUUUGCAAAUUCUUGCAUCAAUAUGCAUGGAUUAGAAUUGGAUGCGAAAUAUCGUGCAAGAUUCGAAGAGAUCUUUUCAAAAACAUGAUGCAAAAUGAUGUGACAUUCUUUGAUACAAAUCCAAUAGGUGGGAUUUUAACUCUGCUCUCUGAAGAUGCUCAACAAGUUCAGCAAGCAUUCGGUACAGAUAAAGGAACACAAAUAUCAAACCUUACCCAGUUUAUCACUGGUAUUAUCUUUGCAUAUGUAUAUUCUUGGAGACUUGCAUUGAUUGCCACAGCUAUAAUUCCUGUUGCCGCCAUCAUUAUGACUUUCUUUAUGCCAGGAAUUAUUAAGAUAACAGCAACAAGAUUUCUUUGCCUUUCUAAGUCAAUGACUAUUGCCGAAGAAACUCUCUCAUCAAUCAGAACUGUCAGGGGAUUCAAUAUGGAAGAAAAUGAAGCAAAAAGAUUUGAAAAAUCUCAAUAUGAAACAAUCAAAUGCGAAAGGAAAAUUGGUUUCCUGAUUUCUGGAAUGAGCACAAUCGUUUUAACACUUCUUUGGACAAUGGUACUUUGCAAUCUUUAUUACGGAACACAUUUAGUUGAGAAAUCCCGUAAAGCAGAUGGAACAUUUGGUUUCGGCAUCGGUGACUUAAUGUCUUGCUGGGGCUAUUGCAUGUUCGGUUGUAUGGGUAUCUUAAUGCUCCAAGGUUCACUUCAGGGAGAACAAAGAGCAAUUGCUGCAGGUGCAAGAAUUUUCAAAUUAUCAAACACACCGCCAUCUGUUCCAUUUGAAGGUGGAAUCGAAUCAGACAUCUUUAUUGGUGAUAUUGAAUUCAAGAAUGUUACAUUCCGAUAUCCAACUCGUCAAAUCAAUGUUCUGAAUAAUGUCUCAUUCAAGAUUAAAAGUGGACAAAUUGCUGCAUUAGUUGGCCACUCAGGUUCAGGAAAGUCAACAUGUGUCCAAUUACUUGAGAGAUAUUAUGAUGUUAACGAAGGUAUUAUUCUUCUUGAUGGAAAAGAUAUCAAAGAGUACAACCCACGUUGGCUACAUCAUAAGAUAGGCUUAGUUGGACAAGAACCAACACUAUUCUCAACAACAAUCAAGGAAAAUAUUCUCUAUGGAAUCGAAAGAGCAACUGAAUCUCAAAUUGAUACCGCUGCUGAAAUCGCAAACGCCAAGAAGUUCAUUGACAAACUUGAUAAGAAGUAUGACACUUUAGUUGGUGAUCGCGGUGGUCAGUUGUCAGGUGGUCAGCGUCAGAGAAUUGCUAUUACAAGAGCAGUAAUCAAGAAUCCAAGAAUUCUCUUAUGCGAUGAAGCAACAUCUGCUUUAGAUGCUGAAUCAGAAAAGAAGGUUCAAGCUGCUCUCGAUAAGGUUCUUAUUGGCAGAACUGGAGUUAUUGUUGCUCAUCGUUUGUCAACAAUCAAGAAUGCCAAUAUAAUCUACGUUUUUGAUGCUGGUGUCAUCGUUGAACAAGGAACACAUGAUGAAUUAGUUCAAAAGGGAGGAUUCUAUUACAAGCUCGUUUCAAGACAACUCACUCAGAAAGAUAUCAUUAAGGGAAGUGCAGCUACUCAGAAGAAUGAGAAUUCAACAGAAAGCAACAAAAACAGCACUCCGCGUUCACAAAGAGAACAAGUUAAACCACUUCCUGAGCCAAAGAAUGAGAAGAAUAAGAAGAAAGACAAAAAGAAAGAGAAAAAUGAAAGGAAGGAAAGUGAUUCAGACUAUAGCUACGCUGAUUACUAUUCAGGAUUGUACACUUCUGGUGAUAGCUCUGACAAAUAA
Molecule: messenger RNA, 2103 nt
Organism: Trichomonas vaginalis G3
Lineage: Eukaryota; Parabasalia; Trichomonadida; Trichomonadidae
Product: ATP-binding cassette sub-family B family
Exons: 1
Coding region: 1-2103 (700 amino acids)
Biological process (GO): transmembrane transport
Cellular component (GO): membrane
Molecular function (GO): ATP binding; ABC-type oligopeptide transporter activity; ATP hydrolysis activity
Source: RefSeq, a predicted model, not a curated record